UUCCCUCCCGCCUUUUAUCCACCCGGUUCGUCCGGCUCAUCCUCUCCUGAUUCCAGGCCCACAGCCUCGCUCGUCCACGCUGCCCUCCGCAGCCGCGGCACACAACCCCCGGACCCUUCUCCAUCGCCGUUUGGCUACCUAACGGCUUGCCACCAUGGGUUUCCUCGGUGUCUACACGGCCAUCUACGACUACCUCCCCCAAGCGGAGGGGGAAUUAGAGCUACGCGAAGGCGAUCUGCUGUACAUCCUCGAGAAAGGCGAAGAGGAGGAUUGGUGGAAGGCUAAGAAGAAGGCCGAGCGUGAGGAUGACGACGAACCCGAGGGUCUCGUCCCAAACAACUACGUCGAGGAGGCUCAACCAGUACACUCGGCCAAAGCGCUCUACGAUUAUACACGCCAGACGGACGAGGAGGUCUCCUUCUCCGAAGAUGCAGACUUGAUCGUGUAUGAUACCUCCGACCCGGACUGGACCUUGGUCGGUGUCAACUCCGAUUACGGCUUCGCCCCCGCGAACUACAUCGAAAUCCUUGAAGAUGCAGGCGCGCACCAUGCCCCUGCACCAGCCAUCCCGUCUCCUCCCCCCGCCGAAUCUGAACCCGAACCGGCGCCACCCGCCCUCCCGCAGCGACCGACGGUGACGGAGGAAGAAGUCAACGGGACCAGCGCAGCUCCUCCAAUUGAUGCCGUGCAGAAUCCUGCCGCCGCGGCCAUCGCAGAUAUCAUCCACAAGCAGCAUGCCGCUGCGACAGAACCGGAACCACCCAGAGCCGUUCCCCCGCCCCCUCAGCCAGCACGGCCAGCGUACGAUGAGCCCGAGGAGGAGCCCUACCGGAACGAGCCCUCGCCACCUCCGCCUGCGUUACCACGGCGUCCUCCGUCCGAGCAGAUCUCGUCGCCAGUCUCGCUGGAUUCUCCUCCAGAGCCCGCUCGGCCUCCUCGUUCUCAGGUUUCUUCGGUGCGCGACAGCGACCGCGGCGGCCAUGUGCAAGAAUCGCCCCCAUACAGCAGAGUCGGCCAACCGACCCCUCGUUCCCCUUCCGGCUACCAUAUCUACAGCAUCAAUGAGAUGGUGGAAGUAAUGGGCAAGCGCAAGAAGAUGCCCACAACCUUGGGUAUCAAUGUCGCAACCGGAACCAUCUUUAUUUCGCCCGAGGAGGGUGGUGAUGUGCAGGAAUGGACCGCAGACAAGCUCACCCAUUAUUCGAUUGAAGGAAAGCACGUCUUUGUGGAUCUGGUCCGGCCCAGUAAGAGCAUCGAUUUCCACGCGGGCGCCAAGGACACUGCUCGGGAAAUUGUCUCAGCCCUGGGUGAAAUUUCCGGCGCCUAUCGCGCAGAGGGUCUGAAGGAGGUCAUCGCCGCUGGUACCAGUGGAGGACAGAAGAAGGGCCAGAUUCUCUACGACUUCAUGGCUCAAGGAGACGAUGAGGUGACGGUGGCCGCGGGCGACGACGUCAUCGUCCUGGAUGACGGCAAGUCCGAAGAAUGGUGGCAGGUGCGGCGUGUGAAGAACGGAAAGGAGGGUGUCGUCCCAAGUAGCUACAUUGAGAUUACCGGAACGGUCGGGACUCCGGUGAUUAGUUCCGAACCGGGCCUUUCCACUGUAGAGAAGAAUCGCAUGGAGGAAGCGCGCCUAGCCAAGGAAGCUUUGCGCAAGUCGCGGACCGAUUCGGUUGACGGUCAGAAACGCGAUAGCAAGAGCAGCCACAAGCCGAAACCGGAUCCGGCCAAAACAAGGCAAUGGACUGAUCGCACCAAGACGUUCACUGUCGAGGCGCAAUUCAUUGGCCUGCAGGAUGGCAAGAUUCAUCUGCACAAGAUGAACGGUGUCAAAAUCGCGGUUCCCAUCCCGAAGAUGUCCGUCGAGGAUCUCGAGUAUGUAGAGAAGAUGACAGGCGUGUCUCUCGACGAGGACAAGCCGUUGUCGGACAUCAGACGCCGUUCUCAACGCGUCGAGCCUGAAAAGGCCCGGUCCCCCUCUGAGGGCAAACGUGCUUCAGCUACCGCCGGAGCUUCUUUCCAGCAAUCCGACUAUGACUGGUUUGACUUCUUCCUCAAGGCCGGCGUUGGCCCGCACCAAUGCGAGCGGUAUGCCCAAAAUUUCGUCAAGGACUCCAUGGACGAGGCCGUGCUUCCGGACAUCACCCCAGAGGUGCUGCGCACGCUCGGUCUGAAGGAAGGCGAUAUUUUGCGAGUGAUGCGCUACCUGGACAACAUGUUUGGGCGCACCGGAGCCAAGUCGAAGCUACGUAACGUAAGCUUUGGCGGUGAAGAAGUCAUCGGGAAUGGCGAAGAGGGUGCCGCCGGCAUCUUCUCUGGCCCUGGAGGUGUCCUUCGCAACAACACUCGUAAAGGCCGGCCCACUCCCACCUCGCCAGCCGGCGAUGUGGUCGACCCUAAGGCCUUUGAGCAGAAGGAUGCUUCGCAGCCUGCAGAGCGCAGUGCGACACCCCCCGCCACUGCUGCACCUUCCGAACCCCCGGUUCAGAAGGGCUUCGACGACGAUGCCUGGGAGGUGAAGCAGCCCAAGCAACCUGCUACUCCCGCCGCCGCUCCAGCUCCCUCGACGCCAGCUACUCCCUCAAGCCCCCCUCCGGCUGCGUCCUCUCCCGCCACGACACAACCACCGGCUCAGCAACCACUUGCAGGCGCGAUGGCUGACCUGUCUUUGCUUCAAGCUCCUCUUCAGCCUACGCCUGCGGCUCCUGCCCCGCAAUCUCCGCCGGCGCCCUUGCCAGCUCUCCAGCCACAGCCGACCAUUCAACCCCAGCACACUGCGGUGCCCGCAACGCAAAUGCAACCACAGCAGACAGGGGCCACGCCGGGCUUCUUCUCCCAGUUGGCACAAGCUGCGCAACAGCCUGCUCCGGGUGCCCAAGGGUUCAGUCCUCAAGCAACGGGCUUCCAGCAAGCUUCAAGACAACGCCCCCAGCCGCCUCAGAACAUGGGACAGAGCUCUUUGCUUCCUCCACCACCCCAGCGACCCCUCUCCGCGCCCCAGAACUUCCCUCAGCAGCCAAACUCGUUCGGUCCGCCUCCUUUGCAACCCCAACUGACUGGUAUUCCUCAGUCGGGACCGCAGAUUGCUCCGCCGGGACAGAGUCUGGCCGAACUGAACCAACAGCGGUUCCAGCCCACUCUCCAGCCCCAGCCUACUGGUUUCAUGCCUCAGGCUCAGUUCCAGAAUGGACUGGCACCGCAGCCCACCGGUUUCCAGCCGCAGUCCCAGUUCGGAAUCCAGCAACAGCAAGCUGGGUACCCGGGUCUGGUGCCACAGCCUACAGGCUUCGGGGGCUUCCAGCCGCAACCCCAGCAGCCGAUGCAAACCGGCAUCAAUUCCGUUCUGCCUCCGCCUCUGCAGCCCCAACCUACGGGUAUGAAUGGUGUUGGCAGCAUGCCUUACAGCGCACCUCCUGUGCCGCCAAUCCCGCAACAACCUACGGCUGCACCAUUGCAGCCACAGCAGACCGGACCCGCCCCUGCUGUCCGGUUUGGUGUGAAGAACGAGCCUCCCAAGAAGCUCGCUCCUCAGCCGACCGGUCUCCGGGCCAAUCUCGCACAAGCCACGCCUACCAAUCCGUUUGGAUUCUAAUUCAAACCUGUAUAUAUCAGUCUGUGACUUGGCGACACACGAUUUUCCUUUACUAUACAUGGUCGCUUGCUAUUUCUUGCUGGCGGGAAUGGCAUGCACAUCAUACAUAAAUGAUGCCGCGGUUUGCUUUCAUUUCUGCCACUUCU
Aspergillus piperis CBS 112811 is the source of this 3735-nucleotide messenger RNA. Its product is annotated as cytoskeletal protein-binding protein SLA1. The transcript has 5 exons. Bases 155 to 3589 code for a protein of 1144 amino acids. The record is from RefSeq and is a predicted model, not a curated record. Gene Ontology annotation, molecular function: protein-macromolecule adaptor activity; identical protein binding; ubiquitin binding. NCBI's taxonomy places the organism in Eukaryota, Fungi, Ascomycota, Eurotiomycetes, Eurotiales, Aspergillaceae.